Messenger RNA from Hordeum vulgare subsp. vulgare (domesticated barley), 693 nucleotides. Its product is annotated as NAD(P)H-quinone oxidoreductase subunit 1, chloroplastic. Gene Ontology annotation, molecular function: NADH dehydrogenase activity. Gene Ontology annotation, cellular component: membrane. Bases 1 to 564 code for a protein of 187 amino acids. The record is from RefSeq and is a predicted model, not a curated record. The transcript has a single exon. Lineage: Eukaryota; Viridiplantae; Streptophyta; Magnoliopsida; Poales; Poaceae. Gene Ontology annotation, biological process: aerobic respiration.
AUGAUAAUAGAUAGGGUAGAGGUAGAAACUAUCAAUUCUUUUUCGAAAUCGGAAUUAUUAAAAGAAGUCUAUGGACUGAUAUCGAUUCUACCCAUUUUGACCCUCCUUUUAGGAAUUACAAUAGAGGUACUCGUAAUUGUGUGGUUAGAAAGAGAAAUAUCUGCGUCGAUACAACAACGUAUUGGUCCUGAAUAUGCUGGCCCCCUGGGCCUGCUUCAAGCUAUAGCAGAUGGGACUAAACUACUUUUUAAAGAAGAUAUUCUGCCAUCGCGAGGAGAUAUUUCUUUAUUUAGCAUUGGACCUUCUAUAGCAGUCAUAUCAGUUUUAUUAAGUUUUUUAGUUAUCCCUUUGGGAUAUCAUUUUGUUUUAGCCGAUCUUAGUAUUGGUGUUUUUUUAUGGAUUGCCAUUUCAAGUAUAGCUCCUAUUGGUCUUCUUAUGGCAGGAUAUAGCUCAAAUAAUAAAUAUUCUUUUUCAGGCGGUCUACGAGCUGCUGCUCAAUCCAUUAGUUAUGAAAUACCAUUAACUUUUUGUGUGCUAGCAAUAUCUCUACGUGUGAUUCGUUAAAAUAGGAUCUUUUUCCUAUAAAAUCCAUUAACUAUUUAUAUUCCUUUUCUUAUUUAGUAUUUGGGUUGGUAAGUUAAACUAGAUAGCUAUAUGAGUGAAAUAAAACAGCUUCUAAAUUUGUAGUAAAAA